Messenger RNA from Siniperca chuatsi (mandarin fish), 2860 nucleotides. RefSeq names its product GRAM domain-containing protein 2B-like. Lineage: Eukaryota; Metazoa; Chordata; Actinopteri; Centrarchiformes; Sinipercidae. The record is from RefSeq and is a predicted model, not a curated record. Bases 397 to 1677 code for a protein of 426 amino acids. The transcript has 14 exons.
GACUUUUGGUGGUGGGAAGCUGCUGACGCAAAGGUUUUACGCAAAGUUCAACCUUGUGAGCGCUUUUUUUAAAAAUAGUUGUGUGUGUUUGACAAGUUAUAUUUCCCAACUUUCCUUGUUUUAAUAUAGGGGAAUAAUGUAUCUGCAUGUUUUAUCAUACGAUUCAAAAGUUGUCAGCCACAGCAGGAGCAGGCUUCUUCCCUGUUGUUCCUGAUGUUUUUCCUGAUGUUGUUCCCUGCUGCCCCCUCCCCUUUCCCGGCUCCUCCUCUGUCGGGCUUCUCGGUCCAUCGAGCGAUCUUCCCAAACUUUCCGUGCCAGGAGCUUUUGUAUUAUAAGCGGCGCAAGGGCGACACUUUGAACCGAUGGGGGAGACGUGUAAGAUAUGAAAUAUAAAAUAUGGUACUGACGACCGAGCAGGCGGACAGACUUCUGACCCCGUUAUCCACACCGGAUCAAGUUUUCAGCAAGGACUCCCGAGGGAAUCGGUCGACGUCUGAAGUGGAGAAUGGAGGUGAGAGGAGACAGAGGAGGCACGGAGGGUCACCUGCAGACCUCCAGGUGUGUCUGGACACAGAGUCAGAGCCCUCAGAGAGCAGGAAGAAACCAGCAGACAUGAGAUUGAAAUCUGUGGAGCAGCUUUCACCAAUGCUGAGUCCAAGUGACUGUGAAACGAAGUGUGAAAGGAAGAAACCUCAGCCCACCCACCUAUCAAAGACAAAUGCCCACUAUCAUAAGUUAUUCAAGGAGGUCAGCAAAGAUGAGUUACUCAAACAAAGUUACACUUGUGCCCUGCAGAGAGACAUUUUAUAUCAGGGCAAAAUGUUUGUCUCUGAUAACUGGAUCUGUUUCCACUCCAAAGUCUUUGGCAGAGAUACCAAGAUUUCAAUCCCAGCGGUGUCUGUGACGUUUAUCAAAAAAACUAAAACUGCAUUAUUAGUGCCAAACGCCCUUGUGAUUGAAACUACAAGUUAUCAGCAUGUGUUUGUGUCCUUCCUGUCUCGAAACACCACCUACAAACUUCUGAGGUCCAUCUGUGUUCAUUUGGAGGUGGAUAAGACUUGUAGCAGCCCCAUUAUUUCCUCCUGUGACAACAGCUUCAGAGUGAAAUGCCCAUCGUCGCUUCCUCUGGACUUUUCUGGAGACUUCUCUGACCUCGAUGGGGUUGUGCAAAAAAGACGGCAGGAGAUGAUGGAGAGCAGCAGCUCCGGGUCUCAAACUCCAGAUUAUGACAAAAUAACUGACUUCACCGGCCUCCCAGACACAUUUCUAAGUGCAGUGAAGAGUGGAGAGGUUUCAGUCCACGCAGACAUUCACCUCCAGACUCCAAGCCCAAAACACGGAGCUGCCCUUAAGAACGGUUCUACUAAACCAACCCGGGGAGUCACACUCAAAGACAAAUCCUCACAGCCCAUGUCGUUACACGCCAUCCUCCUCAUCUAUUUGUUUUUAGUUAGUGUUCUUGUCCUGUCCUCCUGUUACAUGGCUUUCAAGAUUGUGGCUCUUGAGCAUCGUUUGAACUCCUUGGUGUCCAUGGGGGAACACAUUCGUAAUGAAAAUGCUGUGAGCCACAGGUCCCAGGAUGGACUGAAUGCUGAGAUCUAUGGAGAACUGUCUACCAACUUGGUAAAGCUAGAAAAGAUUCAAAGAAACCUCCGGAAGCUACUUGAAGAGACUUAAAAGAAAACUGUUGUCUGUUGACUGGUCCGGAUAGAAAUGUUGGUUUAUCACUAAAGGUCAGCAGUGAUCAGCUUUGGUAAUUGAUUUGUUGCCAAAGCAUGGACAGCUCAUACAGCAAACUUUCUUAAAACUGUGUGAACUUUAACCUAUUUUGUGCAAUAAUAGCUUCUUUCCCCUUUCCACUCAGGACUCUUUCUGAACAAAAUGUUGUGCUGGAGGGUAAACUGAAGCAGCGUGUUAGUGUGCCAGUGUUAGUAAAGACAAAGUUUAAGCAUAUAUGUAGUAUUUAUCUGAGAGCUUUAUUUUGCAUUUCACAAUAGUGGGAUUUUUAAGGUCCAAAGGUCCUAUUUCAAUGUUUUCAAAACAUUUCUUAAAAGGUCAACUUGUGCUGUUCAUUUGUUUUUUGUUAGAAUUAAAUUGCCAAUGAAUUAUAUUUAUGUCAUGUAAAUAAAUCACUCAGCUAGGGAUGUUUGUACAAUAUAUUUUAAUUACAUUUAUGGGCAACUUAUUCUUACAGUGUGUGUUAUCUAAAGAUAGAAAUGGGGCUGUCAGGGUUACAUGAGUAGAGGCUAGUUAAAGUUAAAACAUGUGAGUUUAAUAGGUAUUUUAUUGUAAAUGUGGCCUAAUAACCAUAUAAAUUACAGGUUUAUUCUCUUAUAGAACAACGAGCAGCAGUAAAUAAAAUGUUUUAUUUUAUUUGUGUAACUAAGUAGGCCUACAUUUACUCAAGUACUGUAAUUAAGUACAAUAAUGAGGUAUCUGUACUUUCCUUUAGUACUUAAAAUGUUUUAUUUCAUUUACUGUUUCCUUGUAUGUUGAUCUGUUGCUUCUGACUUAUAAACUGUGAGUUUUUGAGGCGUGUGUGGGGACUGGGUGAGCUCAAAUGAAUUCUUGGGAUCACUAAAGUUGUCUGAAUCUGAAUCUGAAUUGAGGAGCUUCUCAACUGAUCAUAAUUUAAACAUUUGUCCUGUUUUACUCGUGUUUUUACCUUAAUCAGCAUCAGAAAACAUUUCCACUGUGGCCAGUCGAUCAUUUCAGGAGCGGUAGCAAGGAACCAGCUUGUGUUUUCAGCUAUGGUGGUGGGGUGAACCCGUGUGUUUACAUUUCGAUCACAGAGUGUGCCAUUAACUAUUGUAUGUUUCGCAGUCCUGAAAUAAAUGUCUCUCAUACAGUGUCUACUGAA